This is a messenger RNA of Octodon degus (degu), 651 nucleotides long. RefSeq names its product lysine-rich coiled-coil protein 1-like. The record is from RefSeq and is a predicted model, not a curated record. The transcript has a single exon. Bases 1 to 651 code for a protein of 216 amino acids. Lineage: Eukaryota; Metazoa; Chordata; Mammalia; Rodentia; Octodontidae.
AUGACUCUUCAAGAUGAACUUGAAGAUUAUAUUAAAGUGCAGAAAGCCAGAGGCUUAGAGCCAAAGACUUGUUUCAGAAGGAUGAGGGAGGACUACUCGGAAAGCUGUGGGUACAGGGAAGAAGUUGAUCCCAGGCCCAGGUAUAGAAGGUUUGAUCAAAGACUCCCGUCUGGAACUGUCCAGACUUACCCAAGACCACACAAUAUUUCACAAACAGAAAACCGGUUACCUCAGUGGUUCCCAGUUCAUGACAACAGGCCAAGACUAGAAUCUCUGAGCUACUGUCAGUACCGUAGAGACUGUUUCUCUGAAAAACCAGCGCCCCUGAACCUCAGCCAGCAAGCAUAUAAUCACGGUUCAGCCAGCACAGACGCUGGAAGUCCCGAGCACCUCUCCUCGGGAGCCAGGACUGGUGCCCAUCCAGCCAGUCAUCAGAAGAGGAGGCACCCAGAGGAAGGCAAAGAGAAACCAAAGGAGGAGCGGCCCAAGCAUAAGAGGAAAAGAGGUCUUGAGGUGGAUUUGGAAGAACAUGAGAGCAUCCAAAGAAAGAAAACUGAGAUGGAAACAGAUGCUGCACAGGGCAGUACAGAAAAGCCUAAGCAUCAAAAGGAGAGGAAAAGCCGAGAGCUGGCCUCUAAGAAGAAGGACUAG